This is a messenger RNA of Melanotaenia boesemani (Boeseman's rainbowfish), 2718 nucleotides long. It is a transcript of the gene dolpp1, whose product is annotated as dolichyldiphosphatase 1. The coding region runs from base 644 to 1360 and encodes 238 amino acids. The transcript is spliced from 8 exons. The record is from RefSeq and is a predicted model, not a curated record. Gene Ontology annotation, cellular component: intracellular membrane-bounded organelle; endoplasmic reticulum membrane. Gene Ontology annotation, biological process: protein N-linked glycosylation; lipid biosynthetic process. Gene Ontology annotation, molecular function: dolichyldiphosphatase activity. NCBI's taxonomy places the organism in Eukaryota, Metazoa, Chordata, Actinopteri, Atheriniformes, Melanotaeniidae.
GGCUGGAGUCUAGAGUCUAUCCCAGCAGUUACCCUAGACAGGUCCACUCCAUCAUUCUGUUUUUUUUUUUUUUUUUUUUUUUUUUUGUUGUUGUUGUUUUAAGUCUAGUUAAAGAGACGUUUUGUGGUUCCCAGGUUUGUUAAGAGGAUUUAGUUUGUGUUGUAAAACUGUCAUACGGGUGUUUCCACCAUUGCGUUCCACAAAAUGGCUUUAUCUUUUAAUGCAAACUGUGCUUUUAAUGCACAUUUAUAUAAUAAAAAAUGUGAAACUGUUAGUCUCAAUCUAAAACCAAAUUAUUUCAUCAGGACGAAUUGCUGAUUUGGGUGAUUAGUAAUUUGGCAAUCUAGACUCCCAUUGAUAAACCUUAUUUAGUAAUGGCAUGUACACAUAGCAUCUUUUUAUCUUUAAUUUCUAUUUAUAAUGGGUUGUAUUAACUGUUUUAAUACGGACUGGCGGACUUUUGUGUUUUUUCUUCAUUCAAUAAUUCUUGUCUAUGGACUAAAAAGCUCCUCUGCAGAGAGCGGCUGGGAUUGGACGGCUCCUCCGCUGCCGGGACCCGUUUGAACACACAGCUCCCUUCACCAUUGGUGGGACACGUGUCUGGGGCGUUCCACUGAGGCUGCCCCGGUUGUGUCCGGGUAAGAUGGCGUUGGAAGAGCAGUGCUCGGCACCACCUCAAUGGCGGGCCAUAUCAGUGACACACGUAGAGUUUCCCGAGGGUGAUCUGACGGGAGAGGUGCUGGCCUAUAUCAGUCUUCUACCCGUCGCUAUUCUUGUGGGUUUUGUCACACUCAUUGUGUUUAAACGGGAACUGCACACGAUUUCUUUCUUCGGUGGAGUUCUCCUGAAUGAAGGAGUGAACUGGCUGCUGAAGCACAUUCUCCGAGAGCCGCGCCCUUGUGCAGGAGCUCACACAACCCUGUAUUCAGAAUAUGGGAUGCCUUCCAACCAUUCCCAGCUUAUCUGGUUCUUUGUUGUUUACUUCUUUCUCUUCCUUUAUUUAAGAAUGCAUCAAACGAACAAUGCUCGAUGUCUGGACCUGCUCUGGAGACACAUACUGUCCAUUAUCCUUUUGGGCACGGCCUUGUCAGUUUCAUUCAGCAGGGUCUACCUACUGUAUCACACUUGGAGCCAGGUUUUCUAUGGGGGAGUGGCAGGCAGUACGAUUGCUAUAAUCUGGUUCUUUUUCACACAAGAGGUGCUGACACCAUUAUUCCCCAAAAUAGCAGCAUGGCCAAUAUCAGAAUACUUCCUGGUGCGGGACACAAGCCUGAUUCCCAACAUUUUAUGGUUUGAGUAUACAGUGACCAGAUCAGAGGCAAGGAACAGACAACGAAAGCUUGGAACAAAACUUCAGUGAUCUGCACAGCCCUUUUUUGAAACUGAGUUUAGGACCACACACACACUCACACAUUCUCAUCCAAAACGCAGACAGAUGCUCAUUCGACAAAACACACUGGAGAACCAUCUUUCGGACCGACAUGGUGUAGGGCAGAAACCGUUUACAGGUGGUGAAAGAGUGCCUGGACCUGGCCUGGAGCCCACAGCCUGAGCAAGUCCGUCCACACGCCUUUCCUUCUUGUACAGCUUGCCCAAAAUGCUCUUCAGUGCAUGCAAGACUGUGCAAGAGGCAUACUAUUUAAUGAUAGAUUAAUAUAUAUAUUUUAACUAUAAAUGCACGCUGACAGUAACAGUUUACUGUAAGAGAUUUCAGGAGUUAGAAAGGAGGCUUUGGUCAAGUUACAAACAAAUUAGUGGCCGUCAUUACAGCAUGUAUUUAGUGAUUCUCCCCUCACCCCCCUUUUUUUUUUUCUUUUCCUUGAAAACUCUGAUAGGUAGCUGGUAAGAAUGGGUUGGGAGGGUGGGUUGGUUAUGGUUUUGUUGGCAAUAUAUGGAAUUAAGCAUUUUUCAUUGUUAUAUAAUAGAAAACGAACAAUUUCUAAAAUUGUUUUAUGAUGUAAUAAACAUGAAAAUUUGCACUUUGUAAAAUUUAAAGUUAAAAAAAAAAAGACUAACACUAGUUUAAUGUUAAGAUUCUUCUCCUUUUUUCCCCCCUUUAUCGGUCUUUGCUUUGUUUCUUUGACUGUCAGUCCUAAUUUUAGACUCCAGAGCUGAUCUGCAAGCAGUGUAAAUUCAAUGUACCUUCUGUACUAUUGAUUAUUAUUAUCAAGGUUGGGGUUUCUGUUCAUAUCCAUGUUUGAGGGUUAUGAGACUGAAUGACAGUGUCUGGUUUGACUUAUUUUUUAUUGUUAAGCUCAGUUUUGACUAAGAAGGUGUUUUCUAAAUGCCUCACAUACAGUAGCAGCCUGGGAACAUAAUUCUGGGAAUCAGUUUUCUUUUUUUAUUCAGUUUAUCUUGAUUUCUGCUGUUGCAGAGAAUGGUUUCCUUCUUACCUACGUUUCCGAGCUAACAUUCCUUAUCAUUUAGUGAUGAAAACAUAAUGACUUCUGAGGGGAAAUGUUUUCUUUUUGUAUUAUUUUUUUUGAAGAAAGAUUGAAAAACAGCCUCAGGUCAGUCGUAGCAUGUGAUUAGGCUUAUUCCUCGCAGCCUACGGCAGCUGGUGUUAAAAGCUGCCAAAUGGGGAUCUGAAGCUGAUUUAAAACAGUCAUAUCAUUAGCUCCACAAAGGGAAGUAGUUCUCUUAGAAAUUGAUUUUUUUUUCUUCUUUUUUCAUGUGUAACCUAUAUCAGGCUGAAUAAAAAUGUGUUUAUGUACAAAA